Messenger RNA from Naegleria gruberi, 1730 nucleotides. RefSeq lists its product as uncharacterized. The transcript has a single exon. NCBI's taxonomy places the organism in Eukaryota, Heterolobosea, Eutetramitea, Acrasida, Naegleriidae. Bases 1 to 1713 code for a protein of 570 amino acids. The record is from RefSeq and is a predicted model, not a curated record.
AUGACAUCUUCAAGAUUUUCAUUAAAAGCCCUAAAAGCAACCACAAAUUCAUCUUCAACCCCAACUAUCAGUACUACACAAAACGGUGGCAAUAGUAGAAAUAACAGUGCCUCCACUCCAACCCUCCCAUCAGAUCAACAACAAAUUCAUCAUCAUUUAGAUAUUGCAACCGAUCGAAGCCAAACGACUAAUGGUAACAAUAGAAAUAGCAUUCACAGUCAUCAAUCCUAUCAAAUUAAUAAUAAUACAACUCCUUCCUCGGCAACAACACCUCGAACACCAGCAGCAACCAUAGGUGUUGCUUCUGGAGUCAGUACUUCUUCUUCAUAUAAUCACACAAUAACUGUUGAUUCAAGUUAUGUUGGUGGUAAUAAUCACAUUGAUGAUGACUUGAAUAAUUGGAAACCGAUUAGUAGAAACAAUUCGAAAAAAUCACUUUCGUCUUCUUUCCGUAAAUUGCUUUUUGGUUGUAGAAAUGUAAGAGGGGAUGAAGAAGUUGAACAGGAGAAGAAAAUGAUUAGUCGAUCAUCAUUGUAUUUACCUGAUGAUCAAUUAUUUAAAGAAACAUCAGAAACUUUGGUAGAUGAUGCUCAUCAUAAUUCUGCUCACGUAAUGGCAUUGGUUAGUCCCAGAGGUAAAUCAUCACCUAGAACUAGUGCAAAUCUGUCACCUGCUCGUCAUGACGCUGAAAUGAAAAGGAGAAGCGUUGAAAGCCCAACCAUGAUGUUAAUCGCAGCGAAUCAAUCACCAUCUUCAUCUCAUCAUCAUCAUACAACACCAAGUGGAGGUUCGAGUAACUACUCACUAAGAAAUAAGAUAUUUGCUGGGGCUAUUCCAGAAGAGAGAGCUGAGGAAGUAAUUUUGAAUAGUGACUAUUCACAAAAAGUUCAAUUUCAUUUUGAAGGACAAUUUGAAGUCAAACAGUGCCAUAAUUUGGAAACUAUUUCCGAUUUGACUGCAUUCAAGGAUUGUAUCACUCCAUUUGUGAAAAUUGAGUGGUUUGUCGAGUUUUUCAAUACACAAGGUUCUUUGAAAAACAAGAUGGUUCCAAUGCUGAAACCAACUCCUAACACUGAUACAAAUACAUGGAAACAAAGCAAAAAGACAACAGUAACCUGUUUGGAAGUGGGAAGAAAGGAAGUUUCUUGGAAUGAAGUUUUGGAUUUUUCUAUAACUGUGGAUGGAUAUUUGCAUAGAAAUGUUUUGGAAUUUUACAAAAAGAAUAGUGAAUCGUCUCUAUUGGAUCAAGUAACCAAACCAUAUGGAGAGAAUGUCAUAGGAAUUUUGAGAGUCAAGUCUCAUCUCUAUGACUAUGACGAUUUACUCCUACAGGAGAAUAUCAUUUCACAUCAUACAAUGGAAUUCCCAAUAACUCUUAAAACUUUAAUGAAAAAUUCUGGUGCUACUUCUCCUUCCCUAAAGAUUGAAUCAUACAUUGAAAAUUUUGGAAAUUCAAAUUCUCCACUAGGUACCGUUUCUACACCAUCUCAUGUUAAAUUGCAAUCUGUUGGAACAUCUAAAGGAACAAUGUCUCCAACACCUCAAGAAAGUGCCAUCUCUGGUUUUGGUGAAAAUACAAUCACCAUGUUUGAAAAAAAUCAACCAGUGAAUGAUUAUCAAAUGGUUCAAGAUUCUGAUUCAGAAAUUAUCCUCACAAUAGUACCAGUUAUUGAAUUGUCUUACUAUGUCAAAAUGCUUGGUACUUCUGUAUAAAUUGUACAUUAUAAUUU